GCAUCUACUUCUAAGCCAUAUAUGACAUGUUCCAAUUUAUAACAUUUACGAGAAAAUGAAAUUAAAAAGAAAAUCAUAUCCCUAACUUCACCCAAAUUUGUGUCGGUGAAUUUGGAUUUUCUGAUUUUUAGUUUUUUUUUUCUUCUCUUUCUCUCUCUGUUUCCUUCUUAAUUCUCACAGACAGCUUUGCUGUGUCUCUUAAAAACAUUUCAACGUGUAACCAUAAACGUAUGGCACAGCCAAACUAAGCAUGCCAUCUAAAAAACUUAACCCUUCCGGUUCCUAGUUCUUGCCCUGUUCUGAUAAAAAACACCCCCCCAAAAAAAAACAGACCCAAAGCUGGGAAACAUAGAAUUUGUCGAAUAAAAGCCAUGGAAAAUGGAACAGGGGUUGUUGCUUCAAGGGAGAGUUCGAGGAAGUCUGCGGAGAGGCCGUACAAAGGAAUAAGGAUGAGAAAGUGGGGGAAGUGGGUGGCUGAGAUAAGGGAACCGAAUAAACGGUCGAGGAUUUGGUUAGGGUCUUAUUCCACCCCCGUCGCGGCGGCCAGAGCUUAUGACACGGCGGUUUUUUACUUACGUGGACCAUCGGCUAGGUUGAAUUUUCCCGACCUUCUGGAGGGAGAGAAAGUUGGCGGCGGCUCCCUCGGUGGCGAUUUGUCGGCGGCUUAUAUAAGGAAGAAAGCUGUUGAAGUUGGUGCUAGAGUUGAUGCUCUUGAGGUAGCUCAUCAUCAUCAUCAUCACCACCACCACCAUCACCACCAUCAUCAUAAUCAUGGUCAUAGUUAUAAACUUAAUCAGAAUUAUAAUCGAAGUUACGGCGAUGAGUUGAAGCCAAGUGGCGGGUUCUUACAGCGGGUUGACUUGAACAAGAUGCCCGACCCGGAGGAUUCGGAUGAUGAAUGGGAAAAGAAGUAGAAAGGAAAAAAAAAAAAAA
Durio zibethinus is the source of this 933-nucleotide messenger RNA. The record is from RefSeq and is a predicted model, not a curated record. NCBI's taxonomy places the organism in Eukaryota, Viridiplantae, Streptophyta, Magnoliopsida, Malvales, Malvaceae.